UUAAAAUAAUUAUAACUAAUAUCGGGAAAAUGUACUAUAACUUUUGGGUUUCAUUGGCUUGAACCCCGUCGGUCAAUACAUUUCGAUUGUUCAGCAUGUGGAUCGGACUGGUAAUUAUUUCAUCGCUGGGUGCCUGCUUACUCAGUUCUAGCGAUGCAGUUGUGUUUAAGAUGACCAACGCUGUCUGUAAGAGCUACAACCAGUCGUGGGUUGUGUUCGAACUUUGCCGCCUAAAGGCUGUGGGUCGCGAUAAGGUAGUUUUUAAUAUGAUUGGGAAUAUUCUCCAUCCGACCAACAGCGUACAUGUACACUUGGAUGUUUUAAAAAAAGCCAAUGGGUUUAAGCCAUGGGUUAUCAGCACAAAGCUGGAUGUCUGUCGGUUUUUGCGAAAGAAGUACGACCCAUUCGCCACAAUGGUUCACAGCUUCUUUGGAGAGUUUUCCAACUUUAAUCACACGUGUCCCUACGUGGUAAGAUCCAUGUGCGCCCAUCACAAAAUCCACUAUUUUAUUCACUAAUAUUUUCAGGGUCCCCUAAUUAUUAAGGGGUUUUAUCUGAGGCGUGAAUUAUUAAUGCUUCCUUUUCCUUCUGGAGAGUACAUGCUGGUGACUAAGUGGUUUUAUUAUAACAGACAUCAACUUGAAGUUAAUAUUACAUUCCUUUACACCGAGGACCUUCGCAGUGGUGCCUAUAAACAUAAUGGCUGACUAUUAUUCCUAUUAGUCUAUUGCAAAAAUCGCCUUUUAUUAACAAAAAGAAUGGCAUUAUUAUAAAACCUAUUAGUUUAGGUUUUAUUUUUUCGCCAAUUUUCAUCCGAUCUUUGAGCGGAUUCCCUACAUUAAAACAAGCAAAUAAAUUUUUCGAUCGAUUUUUUUCAACAUUU
Drosophila ananassae is the source of this 883-nucleotide messenger RNA. RefSeq lists its product as uncharacterized. The record is from RefSeq and is a predicted model, not a curated record. Bases 96 to 518 code for a protein of 140 amino acids. The transcript has 2 exons. NCBI's taxonomy places the organism in Eukaryota, Metazoa, Arthropoda, Insecta, Diptera, Drosophilidae.